AUAAUUGUUCUUUAAUUGCAGAACACCAUGCCCGCCGAAACACAGGAACCUUCGACAUCCUUCACACCAACUGGUAUACCGAUGAACUCUACAGUUACGGAAACAGCCGAAUGCAAGACGGGAGUCUAUUCCACUACCGGUGAAUGUUGUGAAGAGUGUCCGGACGGCUUCGGCGUUCAUCGACAAUGCUCGGACCCCAACGCCACCAACACGAUCUGUACCAUCUGCGAAACAGGUAUGACGUACUCUUCCGUCACAAGUCACUUGAUGCCAUGUCAAACCUGCACACGAUGUAGCCACAACGAAGUGAUGACGUCAUCCUGCAGCAUCAUGCAAGACACAGAGUGCGACUGUGCGCCGAAUUAUUUCCGAACGGACCCACAAAGCGGCGUUCCGGCUACAGGGACCGCCUCGAUGUGCAGCCAAUGUAUGUUCUGUCCUCCUGGGUUCGGCGCGGCAGUUCCAUGUUCGCCUCGACAGAGCUCGAGGUGUGAGCUUUGUGAGAAUGGAACCUACUCGGACAUCGUCAGUUCAACUGAAGGAUGUAAAAAGUGUACAGUCUGCAGAGAAGGCAGCAUUGUACUCAAGCGGUGUACGGAUAUCUCAGAUACUGUCUGUUCAGAUACCUACAUACCAGCAGUGACGGACAGACCAGAGAACGAUGGUAUAACGACGACGGCAUGGAUCCCCAGAUCGAACAGGACAUCGUCAGGUUUCAGCGUCGUACCCAUCUUCUGUACCCUUCUCGGGCUCGUCAUCUUCGGUCUGCUCGCUUACGUCAUCUUCAAGAAAUGGUCGUUUAAGAAGAUGAAGCUGAGACAGACUCAGAAAAUGACCAGGUCUAGCUCGUGCCAUACCGAUAUUGAAGGAAACACAAUCUCUAUACUCUCACUGAAGAACGGUCAGAGCUAUGCAUCAAGAGACUCGGCCCUAGAUCGGUCAGGUGUAGGCAGUAUCUGUAGACAGCCACUCAUGGCAGUUCCGAGUGCGAUGCCCUACCAGCAGCUACCUUCAGACAAACGCUACGAAGUAGAACGCUCGCUCUCGGUCGCACGGAUGGACGGCCGUGACUGGAGAGGUUUGGCCCGGGAACUAGGAUUCUCAGAUCUAGACAUCGUUCACAUCGCUCAAACGUGUACAGGAUCAACACCACCCGCCAGAGCUAUGCUCAUUUCAUUGCAUAGCAGAGAUAUCAAACGCGCAACCGUCGGGACGCUCGUCGAAGCGCUUAGGAGGAUACGACGAAAUGACGUUGCCGAUUUAAUACCCAUCUUCACGUAUAGUGCUUAUCACUUUCCAGGAUCAUGAUGUCUGCUGCGAAAACUAUUUUUAAAAUGUAGAAUGGACUCAUUGUAAACAAUGUUACUCUUUUGUAUAUAUAGGUUACAGGUGGGUUAUUUUGUACUCCAAUUUAAAAUAUUGAUAUGUACUUGCCAGGUAGACGAAGACUGACAUUGCACCAAAUUCGAAAUCACAAAUUAUUGAGUAGUCGCUUCAUAUAACUUUUGUAACCCUUAGGCCUCCAGUAUACUAUAAAAGAUACACAAUCUACAUCGAUAAAGUGUUUAUUCUACAGCAUUAAUAAGAAUUAAAUCUUUCACUAUACUGUUGCUUGCUUUAUUACGUUGCCUUGUUAUUCUGUCAGAAUAAGCAUUGUUUUUGUCAGGAGUUUGUUAAUGGCAGCGUUGGACUUUUAUACAUAAAAGUUAUCUUGUGGGGCUUCCCCGAGUCGCUUUUGAUGUUGGUAGGGUCUAAUAGUGUCGAGACCCUUUACUUAAAAAGAACAACUCUUAUUAAUGCGUUGUAAAAUACAUCUAAGUGUACACAAUAUUAUUGUUCAUUAUGAUCGGCACUUGUAUAAUGUUCAGUAGGGUACAUCAUACCUGGUAACUCAUCGUAGUGUUUAAAAGUCAAAGAAGAGAGAAAAUGAGAAUCAUUCAUUUUGUAUUGAAACAUUGAAUAUUCAUAAUUACAUUUACAUGGUGCAAUCUCUUUAAUUCUUUAAUGUAAAUUCUUUUCUACAUAAGCCCGUAUUAUGAAGACUAUAGUGAUACCUUUCAAAGAUUGCUUAGAAGAAGAAGACAAGUUUUCAGACGCACGAUAUAACACUUUUCUUGUGGAAUUGUUGAACUUCUGGUAGAUCAUUUUGGCAGCACUUUAAUUUGUAGGGCUGGCCCCUCAUGCAUUAAGUUUGAUUGACUUUCAUCAAUCAUUAUAGUGGGUGCCUGAAGGAGUCGUGUUUUGCUUAUGAGAGUCUAUGUGCGGGGGGGGGGGGGAGAAUGGGGUGUGGUUACAUUUUGUCACGUAUUUAUGAAGGCAAUGCCAUAACUGCCGUUAGAAGAAAACAAAUGUAGUUUUGACAUUUUUAACAUCUUAUAAAAGAACUUGAUAGCGUAAGGUUUUAUAUGCGUUAGCAAACUUGUUAAUAAAUCGUCUGCAAUGUAUCUCUAUCCAUCAUAACUGGGAAAAUAGUAAAUAUCAGAGACACCUGUUGACUUUAGAUGUAAAUUAAUAUUCAUAUUCAGGCGAGCUAACAUUUGUAAUCAUAGAUCGAUGAAUGGCGUCAAAACACAUGCAGACCACCUCGUUGUCCAAAAGACAUUUAAGCUAAUUGUAUUACAACUUUCUUUCGAUCCGUGAUGAAUUACAUUGAAGGUGCUGCUUUUCUAAUAAGUAAUAAGUAAACAAUUUUUAACCUUGGCGUGUAUACUAUUUUGAUGAGUGUGAUCUUUUUAUCCCAAGUAAUGUGGCUAUAUUUAUUAUCCUAAUUAUUGUACUAUUUGUUGCGAUGUCUGAGAAACAUUUGAAUGUUUACUUGAAAUAAAAUUGGGAGAUUAUCUGUAAGCAUGGAGAAAGAAGAAUGUAUGAAAUAUGGAUACUAAUUAUUUGAUAUAAUUUGUCAAGUGCAGUGUAAAUAGUAUCACGAUUUUGUAUAAAGACAUUGACAUAACAAGAAAAAA
Strongylocentrotus purpuratus (purple sea urchin) is the source of this 2960-nucleotide messenger RNA. RefSeq names its product tumor necrosis factor receptor superfamily member 16. Gene Ontology annotation, molecular function: death receptor activity; coreceptor activity; nerve growth factor binding. Gene Ontology annotation, cellular component: plasma membrane; cell surface. The record is from RefSeq and is a predicted model, not a curated record. The transcript has 4 exons. NCBI's taxonomy places the organism in Eukaryota, Metazoa, Echinodermata, Echinoidea, Camarodonta, Strongylocentrotidae. Gene Ontology annotation, biological process: Rho protein signal transduction. The coding region runs from base 28 to 1308 and encodes 426 amino acids.